Molecule: messenger RNA, 1583 nt
Organism: Tripterygium wilfordii
Lineage: Eukaryota; Viridiplantae; Streptophyta; Magnoliopsida; Celastrales; Celastraceae
Product: histone deacetylase 8
Exons: 4
Coding region: 62-1207 (381 amino acids)
Source: RefSeq, a predicted model, not a curated record
CUGAUCAACAAUUCCACAAGGGUUCCUGACGAUUUAACGAAUUGCAUUUGUCAAAUUGUCCAUGGCUUCUCCUCCAGCUCUCUCGGAUGACGGCAUCAGUGUAUUCUGGCACGAGGGGAUGCUCAAUCACGACGCGGGCUCCGGAGUGUUUGACACUGGACACGACCCCGGAUUUCUCGAUGUGCUAGAAAAGCACCCUGAGAACUCGGAUAGAAUCAGGAACAUGGUAUCCAUCCUCAGACGAGGCCCCCUCUCUUCCCACAUCUCAUGGCAUAGCGGCAGACUUGCUCUUAUAUCUGAACUUCACUCCUUCCAUACACCAGAAUACAUAAAUGAACUAAUGGAAGCAGAUAAGGAAGGGGGUAAAAAGGUUUGUUUAGGAACUUUCUUGAAUCCUGGCUCAUUGGUUGCUGCGCUUCUUGCCGCCGGUACCACACUAUCUGCAAUGAAGCAUAUACUUGAUGGAGAUGGAAAGAUCGCCUAUGCAUUGGUCAGGCCUCCUGGUCACCAUGCUCAACCUACUCAAGCGGAUGGAUACUGCUUCCUUAACAAUGCAGGACUAGCUGUUCAGUUAGCUUUAGAUUCUGGGUGCCAAAAAGCAGUGAUUAUUGACAUUGAUGUUCAUUAUGGAAAUGGGACUGCUGAAGGGUUCUAUCAUUCCAACAAAGUUCUUACCAUCUCCCUUCACAUGAAUCAUGGUUCUUGGGGUCCAUCCCAUCCACAAAGUGGAUCUAUUGAUGAGCUCGGUGAAAAUGAGGGGCUUGGCUAUAAUUUAAAUAUACCUCUGCCUAAUGGAUCUGGUGACAAAUGUUAUGCAUAUGCCAUGGCCGAGCUGGUUGUCCCAGCUGUUCAAAAGUUCGAACCUCAUAUGAUAGUUUUGGUUGUUGGCCAAGAUUCCAGUGCGUUUGAUCCAAAUGGAAGACAAUGCUUGACAAUGGAUGGUUAUAGAAACAUUGGGCGGGUGGUACGUGGUCUGGCAAAUAGGCACAGUGGGGGCCGCCUUCUCAUUGUUCAAGAAGGCGGAUACCAUAUUACAUACUCAGCAUAUUGUCUUCAUGCAACUCUGGAAGGCGUACUCAACCUUCCACUUCCUAUGUUAUCUGACCCCAUUGCCUAUUACCCAGAGGAUGAGGCCUUUGCGGUGGAAGUUAUUGAAUCCAUCAAGAGGUAUCAAAAGGACACUGUUCCAUUUCUGAAAGAAGCUUAACUCACAGUACUUCACAGAAUCUCGUCUAGGAUUGAGCAUUACGGGGUGCAUGGUGGAUCUUCAAAGUCGCGCACUCGCGCUGGGAGUUUAGAAGAUGCAUUCAGUGGGAUAGAAGGCAUGCCCAUGAAGCCAAAUGAGGUUGUGAUUAGCUGCUUGUAGUAAUUGUAGGAAUGUUGGGCUCGCUGAAAGGUUGACGAAGGCCCAGUUUGGUAAAACAUAUUGAAAGUAGCAGAUAUACUAGUAGAAACGGUGGUAGAAGAAAUGCUGUACAAUUUUAGUAGCAGAUGUAUUGUCUUAAUGCUUAUUAGUGUUUGGUUCAACAUUUGAUGGUAACAUACAUGUUGUGUAAUAUUAUGUGACAAAUUAUGUGUAGGGA